GGCAUUUUCCCCCUUCAAAAUUCUAUUACACGCAGAGACGGACAGACUCUCUAUCUCUGUUUCUUGAACCCCAAAUAUCUUGUGCUGUCAUGGUUGGAUAAACCUAUUGCUUCAAUUUCAUAGAGGUAUCUACUAGGAUUAGAAGAACAUGGAAGUUGUUGGAUCUCAAAAUGGUGGUAUCGGUAGUGUUAGUAAUAGGAGUAGUAUGGUCGGGUUCUUCAAGGAAAAAGGUUUCGACGAUAAAAACAUUGAUGAGUUGUUUACUAAAUGUAAGCGUUUAGAAGGUGCAGAAAGAGAGACAGCAUCUCAGAAUUGGGCUUAUCUGAAGAGUAUCGGUAUUCAAGAGAGGAAGUUACCUUAUGUUGUCUCCAAGUGCCCAAAGAUUCUUACGCUAAGUCUGAAUGAUAAGCUUGUACCUAUGGUUCAGUGUCUAACUACCUUAGGAACAAAACCGCGUGAAGUGUCGUCUGCUAUAACAAGGUUUCCUCACAUACUGUCUCACAAUGUGGAGGAGAAGCUUUGUCCACUGCUAGGCUUCUUCGAAGCACUUGGGGUUCCUGAGAAGCAACUGGGUAAGCUGCUGUUGCAAAAUCCUAGGCUCGUUAGCUAUAGCAUUGAUACGAAACUGACACAUAUUGUGGAAUUUCUUGCUAGUCUUGGCUUGAGUAAGGAAGAAGGAACAAUCGGUAAAGUCAUGGUAAAAAACCCAUUUAUUAUGGGUUACAGUGUAGAGAAAAGGCUUCGGCCUACAUCUGAGUUUCUCAAAUCAGUAGGACUCACACUGGUAGAUCUCCAAAAGGUUGCAAUGCACUUCCCAGAAGUUUUAUGCAGAGAUGUUGAGAAGAUUUUGAGACCCAAUUUAUCGUUUCUACAGAAAUCUGGAUUCGGAGAUGGACAAAUAGCAUCUUUGGUGAGUGGGUAUCCCCCAGUUUUGAUCAAGAGCGUGCGGAACUCUUUGGAGCCGAGGAUCAGGUUCUUGUUAGAAGUUAUGAAGAGACAGAUCGAGGAAGUAGUAGAGUACCCAGAUUUCUUUAAGCAUGGUCUAAAGAAGAAACUGGAAGUGAGGCAGAAACUUUUGAAACAGAGGGAGAUCAUUGGCUGUAGCUUAAGUGAAAUGCUGGAAUGUAACGAAAGAAAGUUCCGUCUCAAGUUUGGUGCUAUUAAAGCAGUUAACUAAGUCAGGUUUACUUUUUUUGUCAAAUUGCUCCCUUCUCUUCUAAUGGAGAUAGAUGUGCAAGAUGUUCUUCCACCCACCAACCUUCUUCUUGUUCUGCGGUAUUAAUCAGUUAAAGUAAUGAGGGGUUAAGCUUUUGUAUCAGUUUGGUUUUAUGUUUUCCUUUAGUUUUUGUAAGCAAUUUAUUUCGAAUAUAUCAGUAUGCAUUUCUUCUUUGUCCU
Molecule: messenger RNA, 1395 nt
Organism: Papaver somniferum (opium poppy)
Lineage: Eukaryota; Viridiplantae; Streptophyta; Magnoliopsida; Ranunculales; Papaveraceae
Product: transcription termination factor MTERF6, chloroplastic/mitochondrial-like
Exons: 2
Coding region: 149-1177 (342 amino acids)
Biological process (GO): chloroplast organization; regulation of DNA-templated transcription
Cellular component (GO): chloroplast
Molecular function (GO): double-stranded DNA binding
Source: RefSeq, a predicted model, not a curated record